Messenger RNA from Oncorhynchus kisutch (coho salmon), 1518 nucleotides. Its product is annotated as ADP/ATP translocase 2. The transcript has 5 exons. The record is from RefSeq and is a predicted model, not a curated record. Bases 310 to 1203 code for a protein of 297 amino acids. Gene Ontology annotation, biological process: negative regulation of mitochondrial outer membrane permeabilization involved in apoptotic signaling pathway; mitochondrial ADP transmembrane transport; mitochondrial ATP transmembrane transport. Lineage: Eukaryota; Metazoa; Chordata; Actinopteri; Salmoniformes; Salmonidae. Gene Ontology annotation, cellular component: mitochondrial inner membrane. Gene Ontology annotation, molecular function: ATP:ADP antiporter activity.
UUAACACAGAGUAGUAGACAGGAGGUUCAGCUGCUCCAAGCUGCCAUACUUUUCACAUGACCUUGGGUCCAGAACUCAACCUAAAGUUGGCGAGGGUACAAUCAUUAAAAUAGGUUUCCGCCUACUAAAUCCACUAGCGCACCAAUGGCAUGCCGCCUUCCAGCUCCCGUUUUGUCUCGCGAACACAGUGGUAUUAAAUCCUCUCUCAACUAAAUGGAUCGGCCAUUUCGACUGAGCCGGUAUACCCCAGCAGUCCUUUUGUUGAACGGGAAGGUUUCCGUGUAACAACGUCCUCGAUAACAACCGAAAAUGAAUGAGACCGUCAUCUCGUUCGGCAAGGACUUCUUGGCUGGUGGUAUUUCCGCUGCCAUCUCCAAAACAGCUGUAGCCCCUAUUGAAAGAAUCAAGCUGCUUCUUCAGGUGCAACAUGCUAGUAAACAGAUCACCGUUGACAAGCAGUACAAGGGCAUCAUGGAUUGCGUCGUCCGUAUCCCCAAGGAGCAGGGCUUCCUGUCAUUCUGGAGAGGGAACUUGGCCAACGUCAUCAGAUACUUCCCCACCCAGGCCCUCAACUUUGCAUUCAAGGACAAAUACAAGCAAAUCUUCCUGGAUGGCGUGGACAAGAAACAGUUCUGGAGGUACUUCGCUGGUAACCUGGCCUCUGGCGGUGCUGCUGGAGCCACCUCCCUGUGUUUUGUGUACCCCCUCGACUUCGCCAGAACCCGACUGGCUGCUGAUGUCGGUAAGGCCGGUGCUGGGCGUGAGUUCAAUGGCCUGGGUGACUGCUUGAAGAAGAUCUACAAGGCUGACGGUCUGAAGGGCCUGUACCAGGGCUUCUCUGUGUCUGUCCAGGGCAUCAUCAUCUACAGAGCUUCUUACUUUGGCGUCUAUGACACAGCCAAGGGCAUGCUGCCAGAUCCAAAGAACGCCAGCAUCCUUGUCAGCUGGGCCAUCGCGCAGUCGGUGACUGCAGUCGCCGGUCUUACAUCCUACCCCUUUGAUACCGUCCGUCGUCGCAUGAUGAUGCAGUCUGGGCGCAAAGGAGGUGACAUCAUGUACACUGGCACCAUUGACUGCUGGAAGAAGAUCGCGAGGGAUGAGGGUGGCAAGGCCUUCUUCAAAGGAGCCUGGUCCAACGUUCUCCGAGGCAUGGGUGGUGCCUUCGUGCUAGUUUUGUACGAUGAGUUGAAGAAGGUCCUCUAAACUGUUUUUAUGUCCACCAUAAAUGUUGUGAGAUGUUUAAACUGUAACAUAUCUUGUACAGUUGGAAGGACGGUCAAAUUCCACCUUGUUUAUAGGGACCAACUAGUAUGUCGGUGCUAGUUGUACUGGGAAAAUCGGUUCUGCACUUUUUAAUUGGCCCAAUGUUUGUUUUGUUUGCCCCCUCACCAGAAUGUCAUUCCCAUAAAACAAAGGUAACUAAGCCAGAUCUUUAAAUAUCAACCUGUUUCAUCCAGAUGGUUUGUUUUUUUAGUCAAUACUGUAACAAUAAAGGCAACCUACUGAAUGAACCUACAA